AUGUACUCGACACAGCACGCCGUCAUGACGGGCCCUCCUCAGGGUCGAUCGGUAGCACCAGAGACGUUUCUCCUGGACCAAGACGCUCAACAAAGCUUGCCUGCAGACUCGAUAGUCGCGUUGCAGCAAGUCGACAAUCUCAAGUACUUUUUGAUCUCAGCACCCGUAGACUGGUCUCCGGAUCAGUACAUCCGACGCUUCCUGCUUCCCACUGGCGAAUACGUUUCUUGUGUGUUGUGGAGCAACCUCUUCCACAUCUCAGGUACCGACAUUGUACGAUGCUUGUCAUUCCGCUUCCAAGCAUUCGGUCGACCGGUCAAGAACUCGAAGAAGUUUGAAGAGGGAAUCUUCUCGGACCUGCGAAACCUCAAGUCUGGCACUGACGCUUCGCUGGAAGAGCCGAAAAGCCCCUUCCUCGACUUCUUGUACAAGAACAACUGCAUCCGCACACAGAAGAAGCAGAAGGUCUUUUACUGGUACAGCGUCCCUCACGACCGUCUCUUCCUCGACGCCCUGGAACGCGACCUCAAGCGCGAGAAGAUGGGCCAGGAAGCUACAACCGUGGCCGUCAGCGAGCCCGCUCUCUCGUUCGAGUUCGACUCCAGUCAGUCGCUGUUUGAACAGCUCACCAAGGCUCAGCAGACCAGCAGUUCGACCUUUGCAAGCGCGCCACCCCCAGCCUCGGGCCCAAUGGCGGCAAACACGAUGGCGGCAGCAGCCGGAACACCGCAGCCGAUGGGCCCUCCACCCAGCACGAGCGAGUCGAUGGGACCACCAGUGGGGGCUAUGAUGCAGGCAACAAGUAUGCCCCUGGCGAUGCCGCCAGAGGAAAUGUUGACACAGAUGCCAACGUACCAGCAGAUGGCCAUGCAAGCGCCCUUGCCAGUUCAAGUGACGAAGACUCGUGAACAGAGUUGCGGUCCCAUCAUGCACUACGAACGCGCCAUGAACGCCGCCGCCCGCCACAGCAGCAUGCCCGCCUACAUGGAGUACUCGCCCGCCCCGUCCUUUGUCUCGUCGCACUUUGAAGACUACAGCCAGCGCGGCAUGAGCUACGAGCCCAUCACCCCUCCGCAGCACCAGAUGCACCAGCAGCAGCACCACUCCCACCACGAGCCUGCCUAUAUUGCAAACGAAGAGACGGGCCUGUACGCUGUCAUGCCAGACCCGGGCAUGUCGCAGUACUACAAUCCUCUGAUGCCUGUCGCUCAGCCCAUGGCCGCUCCUCAGUACCCCUCGAUGAUGCGCCCUCUCCACCACUAUCCCUCGGCGCUCGAAGGCUCUCCCACCUACAAGCAGCGCAGACGUCGCUCGUCCCUGACCCAGCAACCACCCAGCUCGACUCCCCAGAGCGUCACCUCGCACGCCGUCCACCGUCCCAGCGACCUGCGCCACGCCUCUGUCCCCGUUCACGAUGUCGAUCCCGUCUACCACGACUCGCCGAGAGGAGCCACUCCUGUUCGCCAGCAAAAAGACUACUCGCGUCAUGCUACCCCCGUCGACGACGUGCCCCCGGCUGCCAUGCCCUUGGGCCAGGACGAAUACGCACAGGCAUACCCCGGCGAUCAGUACCGCCCCGUCAAUUACGCUCAAGCUGCAGUCAUGCGCACCCCCAACGGUGUCUUCCGUCGCGCUCGCAGUGCUACCGUCCAAGACAUGAACAACCCCUACCCCUCCAAAUCCCACUCAUGUCCCAUCCCCAUGUGCGGCAGAGUUUUCAAGAGGUUAGAACACUUGAAACGACACGUCCGUACACACACUUCCGAGCGUCCCUACGUCUGCCCUCUUUGCAACAAGGCUUUCUCCCGCUCCGACAACCUCGCUCAACACCGUCGCACUCACGAUGCAAACCCCGACGGCACAGUCUUCCCCGAAGAAGACCUGGAAGAGCCCGAAGAAGGUCUUGACCUCUCUGAAGGUGAUGUCAACGACUCGUAUAUUUCCAUGCCUGGCAUGCAUUCCGACAUGGGCCCUCCUCCAUCGCAUAUGCACAUGAGCCAAAUCUCGCGCGACCAUAUGGACCCUCAUCACAUGGACCAUCAUCAUAUGGAGCCUCACCACAUGCAGCAUUCCAUGCCUCAAGGCAUUGUCUCUACAGGCGCCGAGUACCAAUGA
Molecule: messenger RNA, 2115 nt
Organism: Aureobasidium subglaciale EXF-2481
Lineage: Eukaryota; Fungi; Ascomycota; Dothideomycetes; Dothideales; Saccotheciaceae
Exons: 4
Coding region: 1-2115 (704 amino acids)
Biological process (GO): sexual reproduction; regulation of DNA-templated transcription
Cellular component (GO): nucleus; Ste12p-Dig1p-Dig2p complex; Tec1p-Ste12p-Dig1p complex
Molecular function (GO): DNA-binding transcription factor activity
Source: RefSeq, a predicted model, not a curated record